GGUGGUUACUGCAGCAGCUGUAGGCUGCGAAAGUUGAAAGAAAAUGAGGAGCGUAAAUUGAGUCGGAAGCUGUGAACGACUGCGACGAAGAAGAUGGGUGGUUCCGCCCUCUACUGCUCCUCACACAUUCCGUGUUCCUUUCGUCGGAGUUACCCUCCGCAUCCACAUCCUCGCCGCCGGUUGAACCUCUUCAGUGGUUGUAUAUCCCUAGUCGGCGGGCAGAAGCGGCAGCGACAGCUCGGAUCGAGUUUCCUCUGCUAUGCGGAUGAGAAUCAGAAAAGGCCUGAAGGGGACCCCUCAGCCGGAGGAAUCCAACUCUAUUCCGACAUCGAGAAAUUAAUUACUGAAACAGCAAGACAAUCUCAGGAUGGCUGGGGUAGCACUGGAGAUUGGAAGGAGAUUGAGGGUACUUGGGUCCUCAGACCAAGACAUACAAGACCAAGAUCGAUUGUUCAUUUUAUUGGGGGUAUAUUUGUUGGGGCUACACCUCAACUUACCUAUCGUCUAUUUCUUGAGCGACUCUCUGACAAGGGUGUUUUGGUAAUAGCAACACCUUUUGCUAGUCGUUUCGAUCACUUCUCUAUAGCAGAUGAAGUACAGUUAAAGUAUGAUAGAUCCAUGCGGUCUUUGACUGACAUAGAAAAUGACCUUCCAACAUUUGGUAUUGGACAUUCCUUGGGAUCUGUAAUUCACCUUUUGAUUGGUUCAAGGUACGCAGUGCAAAGGAAUGGGAAUGUUUUGUUGGCUUUUAACAACAAGGAAGCAAGCCUAGCAAUACCUCUGUUUUCUCCAGUUAUAGUACCAAUGGCCCAGAGUUUGGGCCCACUCCUAACUCAGCUCACAUCAUCUCCCAGUAUCCGCCGUGGGGCUGAAAUUGCCAUGAGACAGCUGGAGUCUCUUAGUCCUCCAAUUUUGAAGCAGGUUCUGCCACUGGUUGAACAGCUCUCACCUCUGUACAUGGAUCUAGUUAAUGGAAGAGAAGACUUUAUUCCUAAACCAGAGGAAACCAGCAGACUGAUAAAAUCCUACUAUGGAAUUUCAAGGAAUCUACUGAUACAGUUCAAGGAUGAUACGAUUGACGAAACUCCAACACUAGCCAAAUUGUUAAGCUGUGAAUCUGCUAUAAGUUCUCAGCUGGACUUGUCCAUCCGUUCAUUACCUGGAGACCAUGGACUUCCACUGCAACAGGUCCUUCCUGAUGUUCCUCCUGCAAUGGCUGAUGCAGUGAACCGUGGAGGUGAACUUCUGGCAAAUCUAACUGCUGGAACGCCGUGGGAGUCAGUGGCAAAAGAAAUUAGCAAUACAUUGGGUCCAAAUUCAAGUAUCCUUCGCACACAGAUUUCAAAGGAUAUUGAAAUGCUAGUAGAUGUUAUCACAUCAUGGAUGUCCUCAAAUACAAAUCCAAGAAUGCUAAGACCCUGAAAUGUGUUAGAAGUGAAUGGGACAGAUAAGAGAAGAAAAUGCAAUUCGCAUAUUCAAGGUACAUAAGCAUUUUGAUCAGCAACAAACCAGCUUGGAGAAAAUAAUGUAAAUUUUAGCUUCAUCAUUGAGAUAAUCCACUGUAAAAAAAAAAAAAAAACAUUUUCUGAUUGAUUUAGAGUAGAUAAUUUAAAGGUAUACAUUGCCUGAUCCUUUGUGUCAUGUACAAGUUUGUGUUUCAGCUGGUUCUUAUUCCAGAUCUUUAUCAAAUCUUGUAACAAAAAACAAUCACAUCAUAAAACAACAAUGUAAAUUUCCACAAUAAAUAUAGAAAUCUGCAAAAUAAGCUUCAUAACUGUA
Messenger RNA from Dendrobium catenatum, 1779 nucleotides. RefSeq lists its product as uncharacterized. The coding region runs from base 94 to 1422 and encodes 442 amino acids. Lineage: Eukaryota; Viridiplantae; Streptophyta; Magnoliopsida; Asparagales; Orchidaceae. The transcript is spliced from 10 exons. The record is from RefSeq and is a predicted model, not a curated record.